AUGAACCUGGAACCAACGUAUAAAUUUGCUUCUUUCAAUUGUAAGAACGUAAAACGGUCCAUCGAUGACUUACGUUACUUGUGUAAAGUUGUCGAUAUUAUAGCAUUGCAAGAAACAUGGUUAUUCUCGGAGGAGAUGCCACUUCUUAGUACCAUAAGUCAAGAAUUCAGUGGCACGGGGGUAUCGUCAAUGGAUGCGGAGGCUGGCUUACUAAGAGGUCGGCCAUACGGAGGUGUUGCCCUGCUCUGGAGAAAGAGCAUCUUUCAAAAUGUCUCAGUGAUUGAGUGUCAUAACCCGCGUGUGUGUGCGAUUAAAGUGAUCUCAAAUGAUAAGCCAUUCCUAGUGCUAAGUGUUUAUAUGCCCACGGACGAGGCGGUAAAUGUAGCCGAGUUUACGGAUGUCCUUAGCUCGGUAAGUGCUAUAAUAGACAGUUGUGCGAUAGAAAAUACAUACAUUUUAGGGGACUUUAAUGCUCAUCCAUAUGAACGUUUUUAUCAUGAAAUGGAUAAUUUUGUAAGAGAGCAAGAAUGGUGUUGCUUUGAUAUUGAAUGCUUAGGUGUCACUUCUGAUACGUACACGUUUUUAAGUGAUGCUAACGGGUCACGGCGGUGGCUUGAUCAUUGUUUAGUAACAAAAGCCGCGGCGAAGACUAUUCAAAAUGUGUAUGUCAUGUAUGAUGUUUUUUGGUCAGAUCACAUGCCGCUGGUUAUUGAGUGUAAUUUAGAUAUGGUUGUUAGAAAACGAAUACAUUUAAAUAACUAUAAUAAUGCAGUGGUUUGGGGGGAAAGAACACAUGAACAAAUAUUAAUGUAUCAGAGAGAAUGUCAUGACAGGUUGAGACAAAUUGACUUUCCUCCUGAAUUUCGUUAUUGUAGUUAUAAGCUAUGUAGUAAUCUUAGUCAUAGAAAAGUAAUUAAUAAGCUAUAUGACAAUAUUAUUCUUGCCCUUUCGGCAUCUUCUGUUAAAACUUUGAGUGUCAACGGAGUGUGUGAGCCCAAGGAAAUUGGUGAUCUAUUUGCUAAUUACUUUACAGUUAAAUCGCCGAUUGGGCCCUCACAGUCGAGGCUAGAUGCUGUGACCCAGUGUAAAGGUGGCAUAAGUUUGAAACCUUCUAUUAAAGAAAUAGAUAGCACUAUAAAGUCUAUGGUUAGAGAUGGUGCUAUUUUGAGUCUUAAGCAUACUAUUAACUAUUAUGUUAAACGUAAGACGCCUGUCUUCGCAUGUUUUUUGGAUUUGUCCAGGGCAUUUGACCUUGUUUCCUAUGAUCUGCUUUGGAAAAAACUUGAAAAAAUCCAUUUACCACAGGAUACCAUAAAUAUUCUUAAAUAUUGGUACAAAAGUCAGGUCAAUAGUGUGCGUUGGGAGGGUGUCCUGUCGGAUCCGUAUAGGUGUGGGUUGAGGCAAGGUGGGUUGACUUCUCCCAUACUUUUUAACUUGUAUGUAAAUGAGCUGAUAGAGGAGUUAACCGGCACCAGAAUUGGCUGUAACGUAGAUGGCGUUAACCUUAACAAUUUAAGCUAUGCUGAUGACAUGGUGCUGCUUAGCGCUUCUGUCUGCGGGUUAAGAAAAUUAUUAGGUAUUUGUGAAAAAUAUGCUGCAUCCCAUGGUCUUAUCUAUAAUGCCAAGAAAAGCCAAGUGAUGGUGUUUGAGUCAGGGAGGAGGAGACUACAAAAUGUGCCGACGGUUACUAUUAACAACUGUGUUUUACAGCGAGUUAGUAAGUUUAAAUACCUUGGGCACGUCCUACUCCCCGACCUCAAAGAUAAUGGCGAUAUAGAGAGAGAACGAAGAGCGUUGUCGGUGAGAGCAAAUAUGCUGGCUCGUAGGUUUGUACGUUGUUCUCAUGACGUAAAAGUCACAUUAUUCAGAGCAUAUUGCACUAACUUCUACACGUGCAGCCUAUGGGCCAGUUUUACUCGACAAACAUACAACUCGCUUCGGGUGCAGUAUAAUAACGCAUUUAGGGUGUUGCUGGGGCUGCCUCGCUUCUGCAGUGCAUCAAGAAUGUUUGCAGAGGCGCGGGUGGAUUGCUUUUUCGCCACUAUGCGAAAGCGGUGCGCUUCUUUGGUGCGCCGGGUGCGGGGCAGCUCCAGCAACAUCUUACGGAUGAUAGUCGAAAGAAUGGAGUGCCCCUAUUUACGACACUGCUCCGACAUCUCCGCAGGGCUUUGUACCUGA
This is a messenger RNA of Pieris macdunnoughi, 2178 nucleotides long. The record is from the annotation of a GenBank genome assembly. NCBI's taxonomy places the organism in Eukaryota, Metazoa, Arthropoda, Insecta, Lepidoptera, Pieridae.